This is a messenger RNA of Durio zibethinus, 2922 nucleotides long. Its product is annotated as myosin-binding protein 1-like. The record is from RefSeq and is a predicted model, not a curated record. Lineage: Eukaryota; Viridiplantae; Streptophyta; Magnoliopsida; Malvales; Malvaceae. Gene Ontology annotation, molecular function: myosin binding.
CUGAAGUUAAGCGAUCUCCUGGAGCAUGGCUAGAGGGGGAAUUUCAUCUGUUAACUCAGAGAAAUUUUCUAAUCGGUUUACUAGCGCUUUGUCAUCCGCCUUUCUUGAAUGGUUGCUGCUUUUUAUGCUCCUUAUUGAUGCUAUUAUUUCAUACAUAAUCACAAAAUUUGCUCAUAAAUGCAAAUUGCAAAUCCCAUGUUUGCUAUGCUCAAGACUUGAUCAUGUUUUUGGCAAAGAAAAGCUGAAAUUUUAUUGGGAUCUGGUAUGUGGUGAUCAUAAGUUGGAGAUUUCAUCCUUAGUUUACUGUCAUGCCCACAACAAGCUUGUUGAUGUUCAUGGAACGUGUGAAAGUUGCCUUUUCUCAUUUGCUACAAUAAAUAAGUCUAAUGCUGAAACCUAUAGAUUAUUGGUCGGUAAGCUGGGGGAAGAUUUUGGCUAUGGUCUUGAGAAGGACCGAUCCCUUGAGAAUCAUAAACUUGGACAUUCAACUGUAAGGCACUGUUCUUGUUGCAAUGACCCAUGGAUGCCAAAAGGGCAUAUCAAAACAUUGAUACAGACACAAUCAGCUGUGUCUCAGGCUGCUGAAUUUGAUCUACCUUUACCUGUUUCUGUAGAACAUGGUCAGGAUGACCAGAGCAGAAGUGACAAUGUGUCUAUUUCAGUUAAAGUUACACAUCAGAGAAAAAAUGGGCCUGAUCCUCUAUCUCAUGUAGCAUAUACAGGGCUUACGAUUACUUCUGAUUCUGAAUCUGAGGUGUCUAAUGAUGCUGGCAAUGAGGAAGAUGCUCUAAUUAUCGAAACUGAUCAUCUACAAAGAGAUAUUGUUGAUCAACAUGAGCAGCCAGAGUCUCGUACUAUUACUUUGUCAGACGAUUUUGCUUCGGAGAAGUUGAUGGAUCCUGUUUCUGAACCUAAGCCUUCAAUUUUCAUCUCACAGGCACAAUCAGACAUCAUUAAGCCUCUCGGAUCUAAAUCAGUGGAAUCUACUGACUCAAGUGAACAUGGCUUGGAGGAACUUAAUUGGAAGCAAGCCAUUAGCAAAACUGAGCCCUUUGCUUUUUCUGAGCUUAUUUUUCUUGAUGAGGUCCCUUUAUCAUCAAACGGUGGGGAAGCUUCUAUUGAUGUGUCAACAGAAAUGAAUCUUAAUUGCCUUGAUAAGGUCCCUUCAAUGUCAAAUGCUGGUGAAAUUCCUAUUCAAGGGUCAGAAGACAGUAAGCUUAUUUCCGUUGAUUAUGUGUCUUCGUCAUCACUUGGCAAUGAAACUCCUGUCGAAGUGUCAAAGAGCAAGCCUAUUAUCAUUGAUGAUGUUUCUCCAUCAAAUGUUGUUGCAUCUUCUGUUGAAGAAUCAAAAGAGAGUAGUGUUACGAGAACUCUUGAAGUUGAGAAGAAAUCCUUGACCAAGUGUGAGGAAAUCUGCAAAUCCACAGAGCAGCCACUUCCAAUACCUGAAUCACCAAUAGAAAAGAACCUUGUUGCAAGUUACAGUAGCAUGCGAUCACCCAAUUCAUUGGAACUAAGCGAUGCUUAUAAGCUUGCUGUAGGUAGUAAAGGAAGACAAUUGUCUGGUUUGCUUGUUGAACAAUGGAUUGGAAAAGAUUCUUCUAGACUUAGUGAGGAUCUGAAGGGGUUAUUGUCACAAUUAUCUGCUGCUCGAGGGAUUGAGCAAUCAAUGAACGAUGUAAGUCCUAGGAUUGGUGCAAGUCCUAGCAUAUCUAUAAAAAGUGACGAAAUAAAGGCUUCGGAUUCUCCUACAUUUGAAGGACUACAAAUACUUCAAAAGAGGAUCUCACUUGAGAGAAAUGAGUCUGGCUUGUCUAUAGAUGGAAGCAUUGUUAGUGAAAUUGAAGGUGAAAGUGUGGUUGAUCGGCUAAAACGACAGGUUGAGCAUGACAAGAAAUUAUUGAGCGCAUUGUAUAAGGAAUUGGAAGAAGAAAGAAAUGCCUCUGCAGUUGCUGCAAAUCAAGCAAUGGCCAUGAUUACUCGACUGCAGGAGGAGAAGGCAAAACUCCACAUGGAAGCCUUGCAGAAUCUCAGAAUGAUGGAAGAACAAGCUGAGUAUGAUAUGGAAGCACUGCAAAAAACAAAUGACCUCCUUACGGGGAAGGAGAAGGAGAUUCAAGAUCUACAAGCAGAGCUAGAAUUUUACAGGAUGAAGUUCCCUAAUGAUUUGAUGCUGGGGGACACAGUGAAGUCGGCGCAUGAUUUGAAAGCAAGACAGGGCACAGUGGAUCAUUCAGAAGCUAAUGGCAUUGAAGAGAGGGCAAGCGUACUUAUAGAGCCAGUUGAUGAAAAAGUUAAUAUCUGCUCCACGGUUGAAGAAACAGAUCAGUCUUGCAGGGACACAAACAAAGACACCAUGAAGAAUCCAUUGUCAGGAUAUGAAAAAUAAUACCAUGAAGAAUUCGUUGCUUGAGGCUUUAUGUACAAAAACUAUAAAGAUGCCUGCAAGAGAUGACAUGCUGGUGCUACUCGAAUAAGCUUGAAUAUACAACAGGGAAAAAAACCUGGUGAUGACGACUGGCCAUCCAUUGUACAGUAUUGCUGAGUCUGCUUUCUCCUUAGGCAGAACCCGAUAUAGGACAUGAUUUUAUACAGUGUGUUCCUUUUAUUUCCCCAGUUUUUUUUCCAGGGGUUCCAUAGGUUGUAGCUGACUUGUUUUGCAUACCAUCAAAAAUGGAGUUGGUGAGAUUUUUCCUUUUCAUUUUUCUCUUGGUAAUCUGUGUUUGAAGGUGUUUUUCUUUUUCUUUUUUUUUUUCCAUACUUUUUAGCUACAAGUAGUGGUUUGAGUGAUUGCAUUUUGUACGAGCUGGUGUGCUUUUGAGUGUAAAGCAUAGGUUAAAAUAACCAAUCAACCCAAUAAUGUUGUAAACUAGAACAGAUCAGAAAUUCCGAGUUUAAUAUUGAUUGGCUUGAUUUUACAGA